This is a messenger RNA of Corticium candelabrum, 1944 nucleotides long. Its product is annotated as casein kinase I-like. The transcript is spliced from 9 exons. Lineage: Eukaryota; Metazoa; Porifera; Homoscleromorpha; Homosclerophorida; Plakinidae. Gene Ontology annotation, molecular function: ATP binding; protein serine/threonine kinase activity. The record is from RefSeq and is a predicted model, not a curated record. Bases 183 to 1664 code for a protein of 493 amino acids. Gene Ontology annotation, cellular component: nucleus; cytoplasm. Gene Ontology annotation, biological process: peptidyl-serine phosphorylation; endocytosis; positive regulation of canonical Wnt signaling pathway.
GUGACCGCCUAUUUGUUUGGCGAAGUCGCGAUUGGAAUCCAAGCCUCCACGGGCAAUCGGAGCGUUCAGCUCCGGUGCUGAGAUUGGCGACGAGCGAGCUUUCGGUUGUUGAAAAGACGGAAGCGCUUCCGGUCAUUUUUUUGACGACAGUCGACGGUUGUUGGGGUCGUCGUUGAUGUGCGAUGGAGCUUAGAGUUGGUGGAAAGUACAGGCUCGGUCGCAAGAUCGGUAGCGGGUCGUUUGGUGACAUUUAUUUGGGCACAAACGUUCAGACAGGAGAGGAGGUGGCCAUCAAACUCGAAAGCAUUCGCACGAAGCACCCGCAGCUUCACAUCGAAGCGAAAUUCUACAAAAUAAUGCAGGGCGGAGUUGGCAUUCCUCACUUGAAAUGGUGUGGCUCGGAGGGGGACUACAAUGUAUUGGUGAUGGAGUUGCUCGGACCGAGUUUGGAGGAUUUGUUCAAUUUCUGUUCGCGAAAGUUCAGUAUCAAGACGGUUUUACUACUGGCUGAUCAACUGAUAAGUCGCAUUGAGUAUGUUCAUUCAAAGAACUUUAUUCAUCGAGACGUGAAGCCUGACAAUUUUCUAAUGGGACUCGCAAAGAAAGGCAAUCUUGUGUACAUUAUUGAUUUUGGUUUGGCCAAGAAGUAUCGCGAUCCACGCACACACCAACACAUUCCAUACAGAGAAGACAAGAACUUGACUGGCACUGCCAGAUAUGCUAGCAUCAAUACACAUUUGGGAAUCGAGCAAAGUCGGCGUGAUGACUUGGAAUCAUUGGGAUAUAUGCUAAUGUAUUUCAAUUUGGGCUCGCUGCCUUGGCAAGGUUUGAAAGCAGCAACUAAGAAACAGAAGUAUGAAAGAAUAAGUGAGAAAAAGAUGUCGACACCGAUUGAAGUCUUGUGCAAAGGAUUUCCAGCCGAAUUUGCAACAUACUUGAAUUUCUGUCGAUCUCUGAGAUUUGAUGACAAACCUGAUUAUGCUUACUUGAGACAAUUAUUCAGGAAUCUUUUUCAUCGUCAAGGUUACACUUACGACUACGUCUACGACUGGAACACUCUCAAGGGUCCUCGUGCUCCUGUCAUCGGAGGAGGACUAGAUCGAGGCGAUCGUCACUAUGAUCGUCACGACAGAAUGAGAACUGCACAAUAUCAAGCGGCUCCUGCAAACGAAAAAGGACCGUACGAGGUGGCCGCAGGUCAACAAGACCAUCACCAUCAACGCAUGACGCCGGGACUAAGAAAGUGGCAAAUGACUCUAGACAAGGUGCCUAACACAGAGACGUGCGACAGCAAGGGCCGAGCGAUGAACACGGCACCGGGAAGAAUAAGACCUGGAGAAGUGCACACCGGAAGUGGAGCUCAAGGAUCCGGAAUUCCUGUUCCAUGGUCACAGCAAGCAGUUCACGGGAAUAGUGUGGUGCCGAGAACGGAACGGGUCCGGUCUCGACGACAGGAUGCCAGUCGCGAGGCGGGCAUCGUCGACUUAUCUCGGACUGUUGCAGGUACAUCGCACUCUCACAUGAAACCGUCGCAACUAGCAGUCGGUGCUAUCAAUCCUCCGAGUCCAGUCCGACGAUCGAGCGCUGCUCGCGAUGCUGCUGCUGAGACACACGGCGGUCGUACAUCCACUCGACACACGAGAGUGAGAGAUAGUGGACUGUAAAGCCGUUCGGCUUUGCCGAAUCGGAUCUACGAAGGAGGAUGUUUUCCUCCUAUCAACACAACACCUAAGUUAUUGUAGGAAAUGGUGAUUAUUGCUAUUUGAUGUCAGUCAUAGUUACUUUUGUUCAUAGUGUACAUAAGAAAUCACCGAGAUGAGUGGUUUAGUUGAACAUUGAGUGAAUUUGGUAGUUGUACACUUGGUAGCGACCGAUUGUUAGAGUACAGGAAUCGGUCUGAUUGACUAGAACAUGCAGAAUUUGAAUUAGACAUGUUCAGAUUUA